Molecule: messenger RNA, 425 nt
Organism: Macrosteles quadrilineatus (aster leafhopper)
Lineage: Eukaryota; Metazoa; Arthropoda; Insecta; Hemiptera; Cicadellidae
Product: basic salivary proline-rich protein 2-like
Exons: 2
Coding region: 10-240 (76 amino acids)
Source: RefSeq, a predicted model, not a curated record
ACAGUCAUCAUGGGUUCUCGUGUAUGGAUGUAUCUGGGGGUUGCCUGUAUGUUGGCUAUAAUGGUGAGUGCCAUGCCUCAACGCCCUGAUGGCCCUCCUUCAGGGCCCCCACCUAGUGGUUGCCCUCAAGGACCUCCGCCUUCAGGUCCACCACCAUCAGGCUCUCGUCCACCAGGACCUCCCCCAGGCUGUGCAAACUCCACCACUUCAAGUUCCACUAAAUCGUCAUCCUCCGGCUAGGUACAGUUCCACGCAUCAUUCGUCGUUUGAAAAUAUAAGUAGAAUGAUAAUAAAGUGAUAUUUUAUCAAAAUCUUCCAGGUAUUGAGCCAUUUUCCUAAUGCAACUCCACCAACUUGUUAUUUUAAACAACCUACAUAGCAGCCUAACUUUGACCUACCAUACUAAGUCCAAUUUUUAACAUGAA